Toxotes jaculatrix (banded archerfish) is the source of this 3764-nucleotide messenger RNA. Its product is annotated as protein transport protein Sec24C. Lineage: Eukaryota; Metazoa; Chordata; Actinopteri; Toxotidae. Gene Ontology annotation, biological process: intracellular protein transport; COPII-coated vesicle cargo loading; endoplasmic reticulum to Golgi vesicle-mediated transport. The record is from RefSeq and is a predicted model, not a curated record. Gene Ontology annotation, cellular component: COPII vesicle coat; endoplasmic reticulum exit site. The transcript is spliced from 21 exons. Bases 298 to 3327 code for a protein of 1009 amino acids. Gene Ontology annotation, molecular function: zinc ion binding; SNARE binding.
CAUUGCAGCGGGGCUCAGUCUCAUGGAUUCAACUGGCUGUGGCUUAAUUCAUGACCUUAAGGAUGAAGUGGCUUCUGGUCUUGGAUUUUUUUAUUUCGAUAUAACGCAAAGACGAAUAAAUAACUAACCACAGUUUCUCUGAGGCGUUUCGCUUCCGUCGCCGCACAGGGGGAAAUGAAGACGCUAACGUUAGUAACGUUUACGAGCAAAUGCCCCACGCAAAACAAGCUACUCCCGUUGAUGUCCAAAGGCCCCGCCUCCGAGGAGAAACGCGCCUAUCAGUGAUGGUUAUGGAGGAUGAUGGACGUCCCCACAGCCAAUCAGAGCCAGACACCCUGUCACCAGUGGGCGGGCCAGAACAGCUGGUCCACAGGUUCACCUCCAGGACCGCUCUGCAACCCUCUGCCCGGCGUUCAGCAUCUCAGCCUGGGCUCGCCCUCAGACCAGAGACCCUGUUACGACCGCAUGCAGGCGUCUAACCAGGGCUGCCUGAGCAACCCGAGCACCUUUUCAUCCAGGAACAACACUCAUCACAGUUUGCUCUUUGCUAGUAAUACAGACCAGAGUGUGCAGCAAAUCGUCCCCAAUGCUCAUGUUUCAUCAGUGAUUCCAGCUGCAAGCCAAGGAAGAAAUAUACCUCCAUGUUCUCUCCCUCACUCCCCUCACAGUCCUUACCAAGCAAUGUGUGCCCCUUUCCAGCCUCCACACACACACCAGGAUUCACUGAAUGGACCUCAGUCACCGCAUCAGAAACAUCUGCCCAUUAGCCCUCCAUCAUUUGGACAGUGUUUAAACCAGAAUCCACACGGCACACUUCAACCUGCAUUCGACAGGGCAAGUAUGGAGUCUUCUGUUCAUGCUGGAUAUAUCUACAGUCAUGCCUCUCCCACCUCUCCUAUCCAACAGCAGCCUCAGUGGACACUUCCACCACACUCUAGAGGAACCAUAAAUGAAUUUGUUCCCAGUGCGGCCGCACAGGACAGGACCAUCUCACCACAGUCUCUGAACUCUGAGUCCCGUUAUGGCCUGGACCCAGAGCUCCUGCCCAGUGCUGUGAAGGUAAUUGCAGAGGACAGGGCAGAGUGGGAGGGCAAGGUCUUCGUCUCAGAGCCUUUUUCCCGUCUUCCUCCUCUGGCAACUACGUCCUGUAUCAUAGAAGACAGAGGUAACGCAAGUCCUUUGGCCAUCCGCUCCACCUCAUACUGCGUGCCCUGUGAAGGUCAGACCGCCCUGCUCAGUCGUUUGCCACUGGGAGCCCUGGUUACCCCUCUUGUAAAACAAAAUACUGGAGAGAAGCUCCUUCCAGUGUGCAGAGAGGCAGAGUGUGUAGUGGGCUGUGGUUGGUGCGGAGCCUCCAUGUGCCCGGCGAUGGGCUGGCAGGACUGUGGUCAAAGAUUUUACUGCCCUUUCUGUGGUAAACUCAGUGAAGUGCCGUGGCAACACUACCAGCCCACCAAAGGCGUGGAGGGGGUUCGGAUUGAUAAAGACAAGAGGCCUGAACUCAGUGUGGGGUCUUACGAGAUACUCAGUUCUCAGAAGGGCGAACCUGCUGCACUGCUGCUAGCCAUAGAUGUGUCUGCCUCAGCACUAAGAGGAGGACAUUUGGAGUUUGUAACACAGCAGAUACACUCUCUGCUCACGUCUCUGAACAGCGGGGACGGUGAUGCCUUGUCGGACAUACGUGUUGGUUUGAUAACGUAUGACAGCAGAAUCCACCUGUACGACCUCAGCCCUGCGUUGUCCCGCCCACACAUGCUGGUCAUCACAGAGACAGAAGACCUGCAACUUCCUGUGAGGGAGGGGCUUCUGGUGUCCCUCAAAGACUGUAUCGACAGUAUCAACAGUGUGUUGCAGCUUAUUCCUCAGUUCAGUGCAGAGUGUGAUGACUCUAGUGGACUUCCAAUGGAGCUGCCUGUCAAAGCGGGGCUGGCUGUACUGCAGGCCCUGAGUUGUCCUGGUAAGCUGCUGGUCUUCCAUACUGCCUCUCUGAUAGAGACGGGGCACACAAACUCCUCAGGGUUCUUUGGCUCCAACAAACCAAAGUCCAUCUUUCAGCCAUCAGAGUUAGCCACCUCAUUGGCCAAGGAGUGCGUCCAGCAGGGCUGCGGCGUUUACCUGUUUGUCCUCUCCCAACAAGACGUGGGCGGGGCUUGGCCAGGGCACGUUCCGUAUCUAACAGGUGGAGAUCUGCACACCUACAGCCACCUACAGGGAGAACUGGACAGGGAGCGUUUCAGCACUGAUUUAAAGAGGAUUCUGGAGGUGGACACGGGCUACAAGGCUGAGCUCAGGAUUUUUGUCAGCAAAGAUUUACGUGUGUCCGGCUGCUAUGGACUGUUUGUCCCUGGACCUAGCCCUGGCCGUGUCGCCAUGGCAACCCUUGACAGGUGGACAACACUGGCUGUGGAGCUUGCCCACUCCAGAGCUCUGGAUGAGACGAGAGGUGUAGCCAUACAGACUGUGUUGUCUUACAGCACCCAGACAGGAGACAGGAGGACCAGGGUUCACACUCUGACCCUGCGAUGCUCACGUCACCUGCAGGAUGCUUUCCGCCACUAUCAGGCCCAAACACUGCUCACCUUUUACUGCAAGAAGAUGUAUUGUGCAGUGUUGGAGCGCCCUCUGCAGGAGCUGAGGGAGGAACUGCAGACAGAGGUAACGGAGGCACUGGCAUCCUAUCGCAAACACUGCUGCUCUACCUCAGUGUCUGCUGGACAGCUCGUCCUUCCUCAGUACCUGCGAGCUCUUCCUGUUUACAUCAACAGUCUGAGGAAGAGUGAGGUGCUGCUGCCGGGCCUGAGGAGCUCCAUCCACCAGCGACUGCAGCAACGCUGCCAGGUGCUCAGCAUGGACACCUGCAGCACCGCCACACACUUUUAUCCUCAGCUGCUUCCGCUGCCACUUUCAACUGAGAACUCCAGUCCUCCAAACCCAGAGAAGGCGCUGCGCUGCUGUGCCGUCAGCCUGGAGACCAGAGGUCUGUAUUUGGUCCACGCACCUCUCACUCUGCUGCUCUGGGUGGGCACCCAAGUCCCAGCAAGCACUCUUGUCGAGCUCUUUAACACCAGUUGCUUCUCCUCCCUGCCGUCCGGAGAGACCAAACUGCCAGUUCUGGAAAACCCUCUGUCCAUCAGUAUUCGAUCCUUCAUCAACACAUUGAACUCCCAGGUGUCCUGCACCCGCAAGCUGCGGGUGGUGAAGCAGGGUGACACCUGCGAGGAGGCGUUGCAGCGCCACCUGGUGGAGGACAAGAGUCCCAACGGAGGAGCGUCCUAUGCAGACUUCCUCUACCACCUUCACAUCAACUCUGUUCGGCUGCUGCAGUGACACACGCGCUCACGUCUUCUCACUUCUCCAGGUGCAUUAUCUUCUACAGAAUAUAACACUGCAGCGUAUUAGUUUAAAAACAGAAAACAGGAUUAGAGGAGCAAAUGUAUUAUUAGACAUUAUUGCAAUUUGGAAACACUAAAGGCCUGUUGUCAUAGAAUCAGGCAGUGCAUGAGGACAGUUAAGAGAUAUUUAUUUCAUGAGUGCUGUGAUAUAACAUGUACGACGUGUGCUGUGAUGAAUGUGAUCUGUACUCUCCUGAAAAUGUGUUUAUGAUAAUUUAUUCCUGCGUCAUGGCAAUUCUCUAAUCCCCGCCCAGAUUUGCAGGUAUGUGUAUCUCAGUGUGUGUGUGUGUGUGUGCGCGUGCGUCUGCUUGUGUGUAUGAUACACACAGUUGGAUGUGUGCAUCAUGUCCUGUAGGUAAAUAAAGGCUUUCA